Molecule: messenger RNA, 828 nt
Organism: Pleuronectes platessa (European plaice)
Lineage: Eukaryota; Metazoa; Chordata; Actinopteri; Pleuronectiformes; Pleuronectidae
Exons: 4
Coding region: 1-828 (275 amino acids)
Biological process (GO): G protein-coupled receptor signaling pathway
Cellular component (GO): membrane
Molecular function (GO): G protein-coupled receptor activity
Source: RefSeq, a predicted model, not a curated record
AUGUUUAUAAAGACCGUACUGAAGAGACGUCUGCCUUCAGCGUCUGACCUGGACUCAGGUAGGAACAGGACAGAGCGGGGGAGGUCUCAGUCGAUCAUGAGCUCGUCAGUGGUUCCAGGAGGCAACAUGAGUUUUCCUCAUCAGCAGCUGAAUAAGUUCACCUACAUCAGAGACACCUUCACCGGAGCGGUUGUGAAGAACCUGAUUGUUGUUCUGUUGUGGCUCAUCCUCAGUUACAUCAACAGCACCUUGGUUUCCACGUUUUUCAGACACCGGACCUUUUACGAAGACCCUCGUUAUAUCCUCUUCAUCCACAUGGUGAUAAACGACUCCAUCCAGCUGAAUGUUACUGUCACAUUUUUUGUCUUUAGCUACAUCUUCUACAAGAUCAACGUCUCUUUCUGCUGCCUCCUCAUCCUGGUGGCCGUCUUCACCACCAGGAACACCCCAGUCAACUUAGCUAGCAUGGCCAUUAAGCACUACAUUGCCAUUUGCAAACAUUUGCGCCACUCGCAAAUCUGCACAGUGAGAAAAACGUACAUGGUCAUUGGGGUGAUUUGGUUUCUGUGCGCGGCUCCAGAUAUCACAGAUCUGUUUGUGAUUCUGGCCACUGAAUCCCUGAGCUUCUUUCAUAGGUCUGUGAAGUGUUUACGCCAGAACCUGUUCAAAGACCUGAUUCUUGUGCAUAAAAGACAAGCGUUUGACAUCAUCUAUUUCUCCUCCCAAUUUAUAACCUCCACCAAGCAGUCCAAUGACAAGAAAUACCAUCUUAAACUAGGUCACUCGCUGAGUCAGUCAUUUUCCCUCCAAUGGGCAAACAAAUGCUGA